Molecule: messenger RNA, 2036 nt
Organism: Oreochromis niloticus (Nile tilapia)
Lineage: Eukaryota; Metazoa; Chordata; Actinopteri; Cichliformes; Cichlidae
Gene: pcid2
Product: PCI domain containing 2
Exons: 15
Coding region: 167-1366 (399 amino acids)
Biological process (GO): post-transcriptional tethering of RNA polymerase II gene DNA at nuclear periphery; transcription elongation by RNA polymerase II; poly(A)+ mRNA export from nucleus
Cellular component (GO): transcription export complex 2
Molecular function (GO): RNA binding; double-stranded DNA binding
Source: RefSeq, a predicted model, not a curated record
AGCCUCUUAUUGUGGAAAUGUAGCGGAAGUAUGACCCCCCCCCAAAGACCCGGACGUUGUUGUGGUGUGCAUCAGUUGAAUGGACGCAAAUAGUGGAUUUGGGACUUAUUUUCAGAUUAAAUCUUUGUUUUGAAGGUUCAGACAGCUGCUGGGUCAGCAGGCCUUCAUGGCUCACAUCACCAUCAACCAGUACCUGCAGCAGGUUUACGAGGCCAUCGACAACCGCGAGGGCUCCUUCUGUGCUGAGCUGCUGUCCUUCAAACACCCGCACGUUGCCAACCCCCGUCUCCAGCUGGCGACUCCAGAGGAUAAGUGUCAGCAGGUUCUGGAGCCACCGUACGAUGAGAUGGUCGCAGCUCACCUCAGGUGUACCUACGCUGUAGCCAACCAUGACUUUGUUGAAGCCUACAAGUUCCAGACGCUCGUUGUUCAGUCCUUCUUGAAGGCCUUUCAGUCCCACAAAGAGGAGAACUGGGCUCUGCCCGUGAUGUUUGCUGUCACUCUGGACCUCCGGAUAUUCGCCAACAACGCGGAGCAGCAGCUACAGAAGAAGGGUAAAGGUCAGCCUAGCGAGAUGUUGGAGAAAGCAGCAGAGCAGCUGAUGAGCUGCUUCAGAGUUUGUGCCAGUGACAAUCGUGCAGGUAUUGAGGACUCAAAGAAGUGGGGGAUGAUGUUUCUGAGCAACCAGCUCUUCAAGAUUUAUUUCAAGAUCAAUAAGCUGCACCUGUGCAAACCUCUGAUUAGAGCCAUUGAUAGUUCCAACCUGAAGAACGACUACAGUCCAGCUCAGAAGGUCACCUACAAAUACUACGUGGGCCGCAAAGCCAUGUUUGACAGUGACUUCAAACUGGCCGAGGAGUUCUUGUCAUAUGCUUUUGAUCACUGUCAUCGAUCCAGCCAGAAGAACAAGAGGAUGAUCCUCAUUUACCUGCUGCCUGUCAAGAUGUUGCUGGGUCACAUGCCAACGCAUCAGCUCCUUAGGAAGUAUGACCUCAUGCAGUUUUCUGAUGUUACCAAAGCUGUGAGUGAAGGGAACUUACUGUUGCUGAAUGAGGCUUUGUCCAAACACGAGACCUUCUUCAUCCGCUGCGGGAUCUUCCUCAUCCUGGAGAAGCUGAAGAUCAUCACCUACAGGAACCUCUACAAGAAAGUGUAUCUGCUGCUGAGGACUCACCAGCUGCCUCUGGAUGCCUUCCUGGUGGCUCUGAGGAUGAUGAAGGUGGAGGAUGUCGACAUCGACGAGGUGCAAUGUAUCCUGGCCAACCUCAUUUACAUGGGUCACAUCAAAGGCUACAUCUCCCACCAGCACCAGAAGCUCGUGGUCAGCAAACAGAAUCCCUUCCCUCCUCUGUCCUCUGUCUCAUAGUCUAUGAGACAAUCCUACAGGGCUGCUUUCCUGGAAACUUUACUCACUCAAUUCAUAUUUUCUUUAUUUUGUACUUUAAAAACAUGUCGAAUAAAACAGAUGUUGGUUUGUAGAGCUUGUAUCUGGUUAUUACAUUUGUUGCUAUGAAUUGUGGGUGUCAAAGGUUUUAUUUUAAGCAGAACUGAACUUUUACCACCACAAGAUUAAGAGACUGGAAUUUGUUUUUUCAAAAGCAUUUUAAUUUACACAUUUCAAAUACAAAUAUUAUUCAUGACUUAAUGUUUGUGAAGUGCAGCAGCAGAAAGUUUCAAUUUUGUGUUUUUGUUGUGACCAUUUGGAAAAAAGAAACUGAAUGUAGGACAAGAGACUCAUAGCAAAACUGUUUUAUGUUCAAAGUUUUCAGGGAGGAAAGUUUCUUUAGGGAGCUGCCGUACCUAAAGAAGAAAACAAAAAACAUUACAAGUGACCAAGAACAGGUGGAUCGGUUUUAGAGUUUUAAAUAUGGUGGCGAUCUGUUAGCGAGCUUCUGGAUAUUGUCUAACUUGGGGAGUCAUGGCUAACUUCUCGAUCACCUCCAGCCUCAUUCGGAUCCAGCUCAGGUAACGAGACAGUUUGCUGAACACCAAACCACCGCCGCUGGCCUCGCACUCAGAGGGUGAUGAGAUUAGCA